Molecule: messenger RNA, 2321 nt
Organism: Alosa alosa (allis shad)
Lineage: Eukaryota; Metazoa; Chordata; Actinopteri; Clupeiformes; Clupeidae
Exons: 3
Coding region: 495-1967 (490 amino acids)
Molecular function (GO): polyamine oxidase activity
Source: RefSeq, a predicted model, not a curated record
AUGGUGCCGCUACCCCAUGUAGGCGAGGCGUAGGCUUACUGCGAAUUCAGGAAGUCGAGUCGAGUCAUCCAUCAGUCGGCUGAUCAGAGCGUCAUUGUAACUAUCGACUGUAUGCAACAAACUUUAGCCAGUAGGCUAUCCUACAGCAACCUAGUCUUCUUAUUCAGUGUAAUUUAGAUGAUGAGAUUAGACGGAUGGAUUAGAUUAUCAGAUAACCGAACUGUAAAAUUCAUAUUGGCGAACAUAUAUUGGCUAUAAUAUGAACACGUGCGCCACAUUGUCCACUGACUCCAAAGGUCCGCUUUUUAUUGCUUUAUUCUUCUGUUCAAUCAGCGUCUAUACACUUCACUGUAGCCACAGUUUUCGCGAACAGCACAUUGACAUAGUUAAUUAAAGUGUAGGCUAAGUAUACUAAUUCAUUCAUAGACGAGCUGAAUAAAUAUAUAUUGCCUACAAAGUGCAGAUAAUGUUAGUUAGAUUGCUUUCGAUGUACAAUGAAUCGUAUUCAUACCGCCAAAAUAGUAGUAAUAGGGGCCGGAUUUGCGGGAAUUGCAGCUGCAGCCACCUUAUUUGAGGCUGGUUUUCAACAUGUGCAGGUCCUGGAAGCCAUGGGAAGAGUAGGUGGCAGAGUGUACACAAUGAGACCAUUUGGCUCUGACAUCAUAGAGCUGGGGGCAAACUGGAUUCAUGGCCAGGAAGGGAACCCUCUCUUUGAGCUUGGUAAGGAGCAUGGUCUGCUGUCAGAGGGGCACUCAGCCAGCACUAAAAUGUGCCUACCUGGAUCUAUAACCCCUUGUGACUACUUCUUCAAAGAGGAUGGGAGGUUGCUGCAGGCUGAGGAUGUCGAGCAGGUGUGUGCCCUCUUCAGUCGACUCACCACCAGGGCAUUCGACUCUGAACUGGAAGAUAGGCACUGCUGCCUUAGCCUUGGGGAUUACCUUGACAACGCCUUUGCUGAGUCACCAUUGGCAGCAACAGAGGAUGGCCUGAAGGUUUUUGAGUGGUGCAAGAGGUGCGAGUGUACGGAUGAAGCAAGCUCUUCCCUUUAUGAGGUGUCUGCCUCCCAGAUUUCGCACUAUGAGGCCCUGGAGGGAGGCUUUUUUAAUUCCCUUGGUCCAGGAGGGUAUCAAGCAUUUAUAGACGUCCUUUUAAGAAAGUUGCCAGCAGGGGUCAUUAUGACAAAUACCCCUGUGGCACACAUUGAAUGGGCCUUAGAUGAGAGUGGCAAGAGGUCAACUCAUCCUGUGCAAAUUGUUUGUGAACAUGGUCAGAGCUUUGAAGCAGACCAUGUAAUAGUGACAGUCUCGUUGGGGGUUCUGAAGCAGAGGGCUGCACUGAUGUUUCGUCCCCCUCUCCCAAACUCCAAGAUGGCUGCCAUUGAUAAACUGGAAAUUGGAACAGUAGACAAGAUUUAUCUCUGCUUUCCUGAGAGGUUUUGGCCAGAAGACUGUGCUGGGAUACAACUUGUAUGGGACAAUGGACCUGAGGAUGCCGCUGUCUACACUUCAGAGCUGGAAGGGGAGGCCUGGAAGGAGACAUGGUUUAAAAAAAUCUGUGGCUUUGACACGGUGGCUCGCCACCCGAAUGUUCUGUGUGGCUGGAUCACAGGCAGAGAGGCACUCCAUAUGGAGACAUUGGAGGAUGUAGAAGUAGGAGAUGUUUGCAUGAGAUUACUCAGGUCCUUUACUGGCUGGCCUGUGCCUGAGGUCUCUCAGGUGUUGAUAUCCAGGUGGGGGCGUGACCCUUACGUGCGUGGCUCCUACACGUUUGUGCCACAGGGGGUGCUAGCAGAAGAACAUGGGGCUCUGGUUGCACCUCUCCCACCUGAGCCAAGUUCUGACGACAGGAAGCCUCUGCAGGUGCUGUUUGCUGGAGAGGCGACACAUGUGAACUUUUAUACCACUACACAUGGAGCUUAUCUCACAGGUAUCAGAGAAGCACAGAGACUCAUUAACCUCUACACCUAAAGAUUCUUAGAAAAAGAAUGACUCACUGCCAUUAUGGAAUUCCUGGAAGUUCUCUUUCAGCUCAUUCUAAAUAGUCCAUGACCUAACUAAGAAUGAUCUUUGUGGUUUUUGAAAGGUAUCUGAUACUGUCUGAAGGUAAUUGAUUUACGUUGUUUAAAGAUAAAAGUAAUAAAGAAGAGUCUUUAUCUACCCAAAUAAUUGAUUGUGCUUACUUGCAAAAGCCAUAAAAUGGAAAACAUAGGGGAAAAAGCUACAGACAGGAUAAUUGAUUUCAUUGUUUGAACUGUUCUGGUUCAUCUCUCUAAUAUCAUUGGGUUACACCAUUAAUCAUUUAUUCCAAUAUUAAUUUGUAAU